Molecule: messenger RNA, 4422 nt
Organism: Sitodiplosis mosellana (orange wheat blossom midge)
Lineage: Eukaryota; Metazoa; Arthropoda; Insecta; Diptera; Cecidomyiidae
Product: nidogen
Exons: 16
Coding region: 355-4269 (1304 amino acids)
Biological process (GO): cell-matrix adhesion
Molecular function (GO): calcium ion binding
Source: RefSeq, a predicted model, not a curated record
AUCGCAACGAAUGUGUGUGCCGCCAUGCAUGUAUAAAUCGUCGCGCCGCUCUCACUCUCGCUCUUCGAACAGAACACAAAUGCUCAUGCGAGCGCUGUACGGGCAUUCAAAUUUUAGUUUUACAUUGGAUUCGAUUGUGAAAGGAUGUGUUACGUGCGUAAGAAGUGAACUUUUCUUCCUCGUCACACCAAAUGAUCUUUAUCGUUUAGUUUCUAUGGAUUUUUAGCAUUUUUUUUUUUCAAGUGGAAUAUUUUGUAAGACCAAUCGAAUUGAUUGGUGAAAGGAUUUUUGUAGUGGAAAUAGAAAUAAGUGAGAAGUUUUUUCUUUGAAAUUAUUUAUAUUUUAAGAGACAAAAUGACAGCAGGUCGUACAUUUGUCCAAAGUGUCGUUGUACUUUUGGCAUUGGCACAAUGUGGCCGAUCUUUAGAAAUUAGUGAUUUUUACGAUUUCGAGCGAAACACUCGACUUGAGAAUGGCGCUGACAAAUCUGAAUUCGUCAAAUUGGACACACCAAUAAAUUUCUUCAGCGAUGUUUACGAUCACAUUUAUAUCAAUACACAGGGAAUAUUAACAUUCGGCACUGAACUGAAUGGUUUUCUGAACGAGCCAUUCCCAUUGGAAUACGCGUCAAUCGCUCCAUUUUAUUCAAAUGUUGAUACGACAAAUGCUGGGCCAGAAACAUCCAUUUCAUUCUCAACAUUAUUAAGCGAACGCAAUACUCGUCUUGCCUACGAUACCGUACGCCGUAACUUUCCCAUCAACGACAACUUUCGCGUUAUCAACGUAGCUGUUGCUACGUGGGAAAAUGUUGGACACUAUCGUGAAAAUAAUACCGAACAAAAUACAUUUCAAGUUGCCAUCAUUUGCGGUGAACAAGACACAUUCGUCGAAUUUUUGUAUCCAAACAAUGGUUUGAAUUGGUUACAAGGUGACCAAGGUGAGUCGGGUUUACCUGAUAUUCGAGCACAAGUUGGUUUCAUUGCCGAGGAUGGACGACACUUUACGGUUAGCGGCUCUGGAACGGAUAAUGCAAAAUAUUUGAGCGAAUUGUCGAAUAAUGGAAAGCCCGGUUCAUGGAUAUUCCGCGUCGGUCAUCUUGGGUAUGAAAAUAGCAUUGAAGAACCGAACCAAGCGCAAUUCUUUCAACAAGAAGUACAACAUCCGAGAUCUUGCUCAAGUGGAGGCAAACUGAAAUGUCACAUUUCAGCCGUUUGUCGUGAUACUCGAUUGAGUUUUGCUUGUGAAUGCAAGCCAGGAUUCUAUGGAAAUGGAUACAGUUGCAUCAAGAAUGAUGUGCCAUUGCGAGUUGCCGGUCAAGUUACUGGCAAAAUUAAUGACACACCAUUGAAAGCUCAGCUUCAGUCAUACGUUGUGCUAAGCGAUGGACGAACGUACACGGCAAUUAGCCCGUUGGAUAGCGCCAUUGGCCAUAGCACACAAUUGGUUUGGGCCUUCGGCUCGGUAAUUGGAUGGUUGUUUGCAAAGCCACUUGCCAAUGAUAAUGCACCAAAUGGAUAUCAGCUCACUGGUGGAAAGUUCAAUCAAACAACUACAAUUCGUUUUGGCCCAAAUACGGAUGGAUCAAGCAAUGAACUCUUGAUCGUGCAGCGAUUCACCGGCCUUAAUGUCUGGGAUCAACUUGCUGUUGAAAUUGAAGUUAACGGUAACUUACCUGACGUCCCAUCAAAUGCAGCAAUUGUCUUGCCAGACACAAGCGAUAGCUACCAAUUCGUACAAGAAAAUCAGAUUCAAUCGGCCAGUAGUGGACAAAUCACUUUAAAUGACAAGAGCAUUCCGUACAGCAUUAAUCAACUGAUCGACUUUGAGACAUUUAGGGAGCAAUCAGGUGAACCAUUGAAUACAUACAAUACGCAACCGUUCUUUAACAAAGUAUCAAAGAUUACGGCUCAAUAUCAAGAAAGAGAAUCAGCACUUCGCAUUGGAAUGAUCAACAAAGUUGUGCGUAACUCUGAGAUUAAUCCGUGCACAGAUGGUACGGCCACAUGCAAUCCAAACUCCGUUUGCGUCCCAGAUGCACCGAACGAAAGUUAUUUGUGCGAAUGUAAAAAUGGAUUCUAUUAUGAUGACACAAUUGUGGCUUGUGUUGAUAUCGAUGAGUGUGCAACGAAUGCAAAUAUUUGUGACAAAAAUGCCGACUGUUUCAAUGAAUUGGGCGGCUAUGGUUGUCGCUGCCGCGACGGAUUUUAUGGAAAUGGAUACACUUGUUAUGAACAAGUUGUGCCAGAAACAACCGAAGAACCAGUUCCAACUUCAACCAUUGACUCAACACCAAACAUUCCUGGAUUAGCGCCAGAGCACUGGCUUUGUGAUCAAUGCUCAGAACACGCCGAUUGCAUUCAGGGGGUUUGUGUGUGCAAGAACGGAUGGAAUGGCAAUGGAAUCGAAUGUACUUACAACUGCCAGGAUGAUUCAGUAUGGAACAUCGAUCGAUGUGAACCAAUCAGCGCCAAUUCAGAAGAGGAAGAAGCCGAGAUUGCUCCAUUCUGUCAUUCACAAGGCUGCACUUGCUCAACGGGAUAUGAAUUGAUCGAAACUGUCGCGCAAAAAACGUGCCGUUUGAUUGAAAAAGAAGAGGGAGGCGAGGAAGAAGAAGCCGAUAAGUUGCCUUGCGAUGUGGAAAAUACUUGCCACCGAAAUGCCAACUGUGAAUGGGUCGAAAGUGAAUUGAGUAAUAAAUGUGUAUGCAAUCCGGGCUUCGAAGGUGACGGAUAUGAAUGCAUUGAACGUGAAAUCUCUUGCUUAUUUGAAAAUAUUUGCGAUGUGAACGCCCAAUGUUUGUAUGACGAGAUUGUUGGAAAAUCGGUAUGUAAGUGCAAUAAAAAGUAUGAAGGUGAUGGUAAAACGUGUCAAUUGGCACCAGAGUGUGUAUCCGCUGAAGAUUGUGUUAAGAAUUCAAAUUGCUCGGAUGGUGUCUGCGUUUGCAACGAAGGAUAUGAACGUGAUAUUUCUGAUUUCUGUGUGCCAGCUGGCUAUUGUGGUGGAACUUUCUGUGUUAAGAAUGCUGUAUGCCUUUGGGAUAAUGUGCAGGCUGUUCAGUAUUGCUCUUGUCCGGAACCAUUCGUUGGCGAUGGUUUGACCAGCUGUAAAUCGGUGCCGCCUCCGUGCAACGUGAAAAAUAACUGCGGUUUGAAUGCUCAAUGUGUACCAACAGACAACAAGACAUACGAAUGCGCCUGCAAUCAAGGCUAUUAUGGCGAUGGUUUCAUUUGUAUUCUCGAAGUCAAUUGCGCCAAUACACCGUCAUUAUGUCAUGAACAGGGUCGUUGCAUUUCAACCAAAUCCGGAUAUCAAUGUGUUUGCAAUGCAGGCUACAUUGGAAAUGGAACUUGCUGCAUUGAACCGGUUCGCCAAGAAUCAGCGUUUUUGUUAUUGAGUCAAGGAGUUGCAAUUGUUAAGAUUCCAUCCGAUGGAAAGCGCGGUUUCCCCAUCGCUAUGUCAGGCAUGGCUAUCGGCAUUGAUAAGGACUGUUCGACUGGUCGUGUUUACUGGAGUGAUAUCAGCACAAAGCAAAUUUACAGUGCAAAGUACGACGGAACCGAUAAAAAGACAUUCAUCAGUGAAGACAUUGUUUCGCCAGAAGGAAUUGCCAUCGAUUGGAUUUCAAGACGCAUUUAUUGGACCGAUUCAUCGAAGGAUACCAUUGAAGUAGCUUCUUUGGAUGAUGCCAAGUCAAGAGCAGUUAUUGUUCAAGGCAAUUUGGUGAAUCCACGUGGUAUUGCUGUUGAUCCUCAGCAGAACAAACUCUAUUGGGCCGAUUGGAAUCGUGAGAAUCCAAAAAUCGAACAAUCUGAUUUGGACGGAACUAAUCGAGUGGUCUUGUUAAGUGCACCGCAAGUAAAUUUGCCGAAUUCUUUGUCAAUUGCAUCUCGAACCGGUGAAUUGUGUUAUGCUGAUGCUGGAACACAAAAGGUUGAGUGCAUUGAACCGUAUCGUCGCUCGAUACGAACGGUUGCCACCAAUUUGCAGUACCCAUUUGGUCUCGCCGUCACAACCGAUCGCUUGUACUGGACUGAUUGGACGACUAAAAAGAUUGAGAGCAGCGAUGAGCAUGGCAACCGACAUGCCAGCAUUGCAAAUCCAUUGUUUGGAAGUCACAAGAUGUACGGCGUUGCUGCUGUGACAAGUGACUGCCCGCUGUACUUCAGUCAGUGUCAAAUCAACAAUGGCGAUUGCCCAUCGGACAGUAUUUGUUUGUUGAAUCCAAGAGCUCCAUCGGGGCGAUUCUGCAAACCAAUCAGCACUCAAUGAAACAAUGACAAAUACAAACAUUAAAUCUUACCCAUUUCAAUAACAGCACACAGGAAUACAUUUAUUUUUCUAUACAUACACUUAAUUGGAUACAUAAAAAUGAAUGAGAGUUUAUGGUUUUUUUUUUCUGAAAUAAAACAUCAAUUAAAUCAA